Molecule: messenger RNA, 711 nt
Organism: Salvia miltiorrhiza (redroot sage)
Lineage: Eukaryota; Viridiplantae; Streptophyta; Magnoliopsida; Lamiales; Lamiaceae
Exons: 1
Coding region: 1-711 (236 amino acids)
Source: RefSeq, a predicted model, not a curated record
AUGGCAGGUUUGAAUCUUUCCAAUGAAGAUGAUGAAAUACUCAUCGACGAGGAGAUCACUGGUGAAUCAAAUGUUGCUGUUGACCUUUGUUUGGUGGGCCGUUUCCUUACUGAUCAGCCAAUAAAUUUCAAUCUGAUGAGGAGCCGCCUGGCGAGCAUUUGGCGUCCGGGGAAGGGAGUUUUUGUUAAAGAUAUUGGGCAAGGUCGGUUUAUAUUUCAAUUUUUUCACGAGAUCGAUUUGCUCAGAGUUUAUGAUGGUGGACCAUGGUCUUUUGGAAAUUUUUCCCUUAUUCUACAUCGGCUCAAAAGGGGAGAGUUUCCGUUGUCCGUUCCGUUGGAUAUUCUGCCGUUCUGGGUCCAAAUUCAUAAUUUGCCGGCUGGAUUUCUAACCGAAGGUGUGGGUCGUCUUCUGGGGAAUUUUAUUGGUUCUUUUUUGGAGUAUGAUAGCACAAAUACUUCUGAGAUUUGGAGGCAAUACAUGAGAGUGCGAGUUGGAGUCCGUGUAUUGGAGCCUCUAAAGCGUUUUAAAAAGCUCAAGCAAAAGGAUGGCACCACUUUUGUGGUUAACUUUAAGUAUGAACGUCUACAUGUGUUCUGCUUUUUGUGUGGGCGCUUAGGUCAUUCUGAAAGUUUUUGUGAGUUGAUGUUUAAUUCUCAAUCGAAAGACAUGGCUCGGGAGUGGGGAGUCGAUCUCAAGGCUGCUGAUCGGUGA